Molecule: messenger RNA, 1444 nt
Organism: Syzygium oleosum
Lineage: Eukaryota; Viridiplantae; Streptophyta; Magnoliopsida; Myrtales; Myrtaceae
Exons: 2
Coding region: 296-991 (231 amino acids)
Source: RefSeq, a predicted model, not a curated record
AUGUUGCUUCUCCCACAGCAUGAAUUUGGUCCUUGCACACCCCAGUUUAUAUGCAGUAAAGAGCACAACAUUUUCCCCCUCCUUGCUAGAAUGAGCGACUCCUCGACAAGCUUCUAAGUUUCAUCCUUGGACCAACUUUCCAAUCCAUCAUCAUCUAAUUUUCCGGUAGAACUCGAGUUCAAUUAAAGGUGCGGAAUGUGCCUCGCGUGCUUAAGCAUGGACUUGUUGCCCAAGCAAGUUUGAAGACAUACAUCACCAAGCACCACAAUUUUUGCAACGUCUUGAUGAUACAUCUAUGAUGACACAAAGAAAUCAACACAUGGGAUAUGUCAAAAAGCUUGAUUACAUCGUCACAGAUUCGUGUUGGAUCUCUCGCAUUUCCUCUGGUAGGCUUCUGACGAUCGAGGUCCUUUUUCUAGAUUGUGGGAUGUUGAUGCUGCUUCUGGUGUACUUGAAUUCUAUCCUUUGCGCGAAAAGAAUUCAUCUAACUCAUUUGGCCUUUGUUGAUGAUUUGCUCUUCUUUUUAAAUGGCGACAAGCAAUCUUUGGAGGCUGUGCUCUGUGUCUUUGAUAGAUUUCGAACUCUAUCUGGACCUAAACUCAGUCCAUCUAAAACUGUUCUAUUUGCAGCUGGUAUCCCUGAUGAUUUGCAGCAAGAGUUACUGGAUUUAUCUGAUUUGAAGGAAGGCGAUCUUCCUCUUAAAAACUCGGCUGUUCCCCUUGUUUUGGGGGAGCUUUCAGUUGUGGAUUGUAAGCCUUUGCUUGAUAAACUUUCUAGUAAGUUCAACGCUUGGACUGCCAGCAAAUUAUUCCAUGUUGCUGGACUUCAACUUAUCAGUACUGUCAUCCAAAGCAUUGUAAAUCAUUGGGUGGCCUGGAUGAAAACUUACAAGUUUAAAAAACAGAUCCUUUUGGACUCUGAGAACUCCUGCAGAUGCUUCCUUUAUCAGCAUGGUUUGUUUCUUGUUUUCCAAAUCAGAGUUAUCUGGUGAAGCCUUUUCCAAAGAUUUUACAGUGUAAAGUUACUCAGUUCCGAGAUGAUAUUUGUUUGCAAGUAUUUGGGAGUACUGGUUCUUGUGAAAUGCUCUUACUGAUGAGUCCAAGAUGGAUUAUGCUGAUUCUUAAAUUUUUUUCCUGGUUCGGUAUGGCAACCACUGCAAAGACUAAUGAAACAAUGAAAUAUGCCUGUGAUGGCUGUGCUGUGAUCAUUAGAGUUGGUUGUAAUUUCCUCUUUUUUCUCCAUUAUCUGAACCAUAUACCAACUUUGUAGCUAAUGUCCAGUUGGAUUUUUUCUGUUGUAAUCGUUUAAGUAGGUUGUAAUUUCCUCUUCUUUACUGUUUUUUGAACCAUAUGCCAACUUGUCCAGUUGGUUUUUUCUAAUAUAAUCAUCCGAGUUCUGAAAGAACAAAGGUUUUUAGACCUUAUUUGAAAAAUAUAAUUGGUGA